AUGCCCAACGAAGUUGAGGACAAUAGUGCCGAUUUGUCAGACCAUCUGACUGAUAAUGAGGACGAGAACGAGUCCCCAAGCAAGGACGACGACAAGAUGACUGAUGCUAAGAAGAAGUAUGACCCCAAGGAUCCCCAACGACCUAGGAGAAAGAAGGCUCGUAGAGCUUGCUUUGCUUGUCAGAGGGCUCACUUAACAUGCGGGGAUGAGCGGCCGUGUAAGCGUUGUAUUAAGCGUGGUUUGGCCGACGCAUGUCAAGAUGGCGUGCGUAAGAAGGCUAAAUAUCUCCACGAUGCGCCGCCUGAAGCGCUACGACCCGUACUUGGGCCCAACUAUGACCCAGACGCUGACCGUGUCCGAACCAACGGUCAACGACAAAACUCAACCCAGUCCGACACGGUAUCUCCGGUGACGGGAGGCAAUGCCUUCCUCCCUCAAAGUAAUGGGGCGUCAUUUCCUGUCUUCUCAGCUGCUAAUCAACCGCAAGUCGGCAUGUCAGACAGUCUGCCAUUCAAUACACAAGGGCCAUCGACCUUCCAGGCCAAUGCACAGGCGCCGGGGCCACAAAUAGAUAAUAUGAUGCAGGGCAAUGCUCUGGAUUUCAACGCUUUGUUUGACCCGAGCAACCCAGCACUAUACAACUUUGACUUGGAAGGCCUCAACUUUGGCAGUCAGUAUGCGGGGUGGGAGUUUGGUAUAUUGAAUAAGAUGGGAUUGGCCGCAGAAACACCUCCGCGAGAAAACUCUAUCUCGGCUACGCCAACGACCGAGGCUAACUAUGCCGCCUUGUUUGGUAAUGGGCCAAACCAACCGUUUGAUACUAUGAUGGCGGGAAGCGAUUACUCUGGGGUGGAUUCCAACAACAACAUUUACACCCAAGGCAACCUGCAACACGGCCUGCCACAUGCAUAUGCUAUUGCAGCGGGACCAAACAGUCUUGCCAGCCCCAGUACGGAUGCUACUGCGAGCCCGCAGGCAGGGCUCGAUGGAUCGCCACACACGACAUUUAACAACUUGCCGAGUGUAGCGAGCGCAAACCGAAUGAAGCCCAAGCAGGACAAGAUCUCACAAAUUCUCAUGGGAAAGAGACAGCGAGACUCUGCCUCUGUUUAUGCCAACGUCAAGGAGCCAUAUCCUUACACAGCCGGGUUUCACAACAUGGUGUCUGUUAUUAAGCACCGGCUGCCGAUGAAUAAGCUUGUCACGAUUGCGAGGUCAUUGGGAGAGAUUCGCCCCUCCUUCAUUGCGUGUACAAAGGAUUUGACGAGGGAAGAUUUGCUGUUCAUGGAGAAAUGCUUCCAGCGUACGCUUUUUGAAUUUGAUGACUUUCUACAACACUGCUGUGCGCCGACGAUUGUAUGCCGGCGCUCGGGUGAGGUUGCUGCAGUCAACAAGGAGUUUACAGCUUUGACAGGUUGGACAAAGGACGUGCUCCUUGGAAAAGAGCCGAACCGAAACGUGUUUGUUGGACCAACACCGCAGGGAUCUGAUGACGGGACGGAAGGUAACACACGGUCGGAUGCCACGACACCACGGCUCAAGAAUGCGACCCUGGAGCCGAAUGGUGGGAGACCCCAGCCCGUGUUCCUAGCAGAAUUACUGGAUGAUGACAGUGUUGUUCAAUUUUACCGCGACUUUGCGCAACUUGCUUUUGAGGACAGUCGAGGCAAGGUUCAGAGAAGCUGCAGCCUAAUCAAGUACCGGACGCAAGAGAUGCUGGACGGCAAAGAGGCGCCAACGCAGCGAGACCGAACGGGUAUUCUCAGCAGUCGUGUCACCAAGAUUGACAGCGAACAUGGCAUCUCCCGCAUCGAGAAGGAUGGCAAGGUUAACUGCACAUAUUGCUGGACAAUUAAGCGAGACGUGUUUGAUAUCCCCAUGAUGAUUAUAAUGAAUUUUUUACCUCGGUAUUAUCCGAACCAAGAACCCCACCAGCUUGCUGUAUAG
Pochonia chlamydosporia 170 is the source of this 1947-nucleotide messenger RNA. RefSeq names its product alternative oxidase-5. Gene Ontology annotation, molecular function: zinc ion binding; RNA polymerase II transcription regulatory region sequence-specific DNA binding; DNA-binding transcription factor activity, RNA polymerase II-specific. The coding region runs from base 1 to 1947 and encodes 648 amino acids. The transcript is spliced from 3 exons. Gene Ontology annotation, biological process: cellular response to starvation; regulation of DNA-templated transcription. Gene Ontology annotation, cellular component: nucleus. The record is from RefSeq and is a predicted model, not a curated record. Lineage: Eukaryota; Fungi; Ascomycota; Sordariomycetes; Hypocreales; Clavicipitaceae.